AUGAGUCAGUUCUUAGGCCGUCAAGAUUGUAUUGAAAGUCUCCGAAGAGAUAUCAUCGACCUGCAGGGCGUUGUUCUGGAGGUCUUCUCCAGAACCGGACCCGUCCGCUGUCACUCCUGGAAGUACCCGGACAAACUCUCCUGUAAUCUCGAUUUAGUGUCGCUUCUGGACCGAUACGACUUUGUGGACGGGGAGGAUGAAUUCAAUCAGCAUUCCCACAUUGUCCUGCUGGAGUUGGUGAUAGACAGGUGA
Messenger RNA from Lampris incognitus (smalleye Pacific opah), 252 nucleotides. It is a transcript of the gene ccdc157, whose product is annotated as coiled-coil domain containing 157. Lineage: Eukaryota; Metazoa; Chordata; Actinopteri; Lampriformes; Lampridae. The coding region runs from base 1 to 252 and encodes 83 amino acids. The record is from RefSeq and is a predicted model, not a curated record. The transcript has a single exon.